UCAAACGUCAAAUUAUCUAUUCGUUUGUAAACGUUUCUGGUAGUUGAAAUUGAAAAUUAAUUAAUAAUUAAAAAAAAUGGCAUACAAACCACAGAAGGUGCAAAAGGUGAUGGUACAACCCAUCAAUUUAAUCUUCAGAUACCUGCAGAAUAGAUCCCGAGUUCAGGUGUGGUUAUAUGAAAACAUUCAUUUACGCUUAGAGGGUCACAUUGUUGGAUUCGACGAAUAUAUGAAUUUGGUCCUGGAUGAUGCUGAAGAAUAUUAUGUGAAGUCCAAGAACAGAAGACCUCUUGGAAGAAUAAUGCUUAAAGGCGACAAUAUUACAGUGAUACAAAACGUAAAGCCGGACUCAAAUUAGUGCUCAUAACCUCAAUGUAAUUUAAGUGAAAAUCAGUGAAAUGAGAACACUGCAGAAAUCGUUAAUUAGCUUUAUGUAAUUUUUCUACAGCGAAUAAUAAAAAAUGUCUUAUAAA
This is a messenger RNA of Anoplophora glabripennis (Asian longhorned beetle), 473 nucleotides long. It is a transcript of the gene SmE, whose product is annotated as probable small nuclear ribonucleoprotein E. The record is from RefSeq and is a predicted model, not a curated record. Gene Ontology annotation, biological process: mRNA splicing, via spliceosome; spliceosomal snRNP assembly. Gene Ontology annotation, molecular function: RNA binding. Gene Ontology annotation, cellular component: U5 snRNP; U4 snRNP; U1 snRNP. NCBI's taxonomy places the organism in Eukaryota, Metazoa, Arthropoda, Insecta, Coleoptera, Cerambycidae. The coding region runs from base 77 to 358 and encodes 93 amino acids. The transcript has a single exon.